AUGCAGACCACUAGUAAUCACAAUAAUAACAACGGCAUCGAAGAUAAAAUGGUGUGCUACCUAAAUUAUAACCACAAUAUCAUCGACGAUUAUGACUCGUCUCGUCUACCCGUAGGAUUACAGUAUCUUAGUGAUUCUUUAAGUCAAGUUAAAAAUGAGAAGAGCCAUGGCAGCAAGGAUUUAUCCAUUAGUUUAUUAGAAAUUGCAUGCGGUAGUGGUAAUUAUUUAGCCAGAUUAGCUACUCAAGUGGACAAAGCUUAUGGUAUCGAUAUGAAUCAAGCCAUGCUAGCGCAAUGCCGAACCAAACUAGAUCAACAUCAAGUACAAGCUGAAUUAAUCCAAGCACAAGUACCAGCAAUACCUUUCGAUGAUCAUCAAUUUGAUUUCAUUUGCAACUGUCAAAUGUUACAUCAUUUAUCGGGUGGAUUACCAACAUUAAAGGACUUUUUUCGUGAAAUUAAUCGUGUCUUAAAGAAUAAUGGCAUGGUAAUUGUUAAUUUUACAACGAAAGAACAAAUUGAUAGUUAUUGGUAUAUGGAUUUAAUACCACGUGCAAAGCAAUUAUGCAUCGAUCGCUGUUAUACUUUGGAUGAUGUCAGUUCAAUAUUAACCCAAGUUGGUCUUGUUGUUGAAGAUAUUUAUACCAUCUACGAUACCUUACAACAAAAAGAAAUCUAUCUUGAUCCAACUGGGCCAUUAUCAUCAUCUUAUCGUCAUGGCGAUUCAACAUGGAGUAAAGCAAGUGAACAAGAAUUACAAUAUGCUGAAUUUAAAUUGAAACAAAUGUUGAAAUUAAAAACUGCAGAAAAAUAUGUCGAAACAAGAGAUGAAAUACGCCAAAAAUUGGGCCAAUCUGUUAUGAUUCGUGCACGUGCUAAACAUCAGUAG
Molecule: messenger RNA, 888 nt
Organism: Trichoplax adhaerens
Lineage: Eukaryota; Metazoa; Placozoa; Uniplacotomia; Trichoplacea; Trichoplacidae
Exons: 1
Coding region: 1-888 (295 amino acids)
Molecular function (GO): S-adenosylmethionine-dependent methyltransferase activity
Source: RefSeq, a predicted model, not a curated record